GUAGCAUUUAUUGUUGUUUAAUUUCGUUAUCAAUUUUUCACGUUAACCACUUCCUGUGUUCAUAUUUGAUUUGGCUAUUCUGAAAAAUAUAUUUCAGAUUUUGUGCACAUCACAAUAUUUAACAGCGACAACAUGCCUUUCCUCUUUCGUCCUCUGCCUGACGAUACAGGAAUAGUGAAGAGGAUGUACGACAAAUUUAUGAAAAAUCCGGCUGUUCCGGUUCUUGCAUGCGUUGCUCUCCACACGGCAUUUUCCAUUGCUCGUAGGCGUUUCGUGAAAAGCAUGUCGCAGGCUGAAUUCAACCGAUCUAUUGCUUUGGUACCACUGACGGCGUUUGCUGGUACAGCUGUCUGGUACCAUGGUACUUCAAUCAGGGAUCAACAGUACAUCCGUCCUGACAAAUAAACAGAAUACAAAGUGGCAUAAAGCGAUAGUCUGAUAAAAGACACAGCGACAAUGCAUAAGCAUUAACGAUUUUUGUCAUGUUUUCUUUUUUUAAUAUAUAAUUUUAGAAUACCUUGUAGAUAACGUGUAAAAUAAAGCAUUAUUUGAUGUACUUUUGAG
Molecule: messenger RNA, 564 nt
Organism: Loa loa (African eye worm)
Lineage: Eukaryota; Metazoa; Nematoda; Chromadorea; Rhabditida; Onchocercidae
Exons: 3
Coding region: 133-405 (90 amino acids)
Source: RefSeq, a predicted model, not a curated record